AUGGUUGACCAAACCCUCGCCGGCAAGGUAGCCAUUGUCACCGGCUCAUCCUCAGGUAUCGGCGCGGCAAUCGUGCGAGAACUGUCUUCCCGCGGCGCCAACGCCGUGGUCAACUAUCCCUUCGCUGGACUCAAAGACGAAGCAGACGCCGUGGCAGCUUCACUAACAACCGAAGCUAUCACCGUUGAGGCAGAUAUGGCUAGAAUAGAGUCACCACAGAAGCUCGUGGACGCGGCAAUCGCGAAAUGGAAUCGCAUCGACAUCUUGAUUAAUUGCGUCGCGCUGGCUGUGAACAAGCCACUGGAGGAGCAAACUCUUGAAGACUGGGAUUUACUCGUGAAUAUCAAUGGUCGAGGGACUUUCCUUUUGACCAAGGCCGUUCUACCGCAUCUCACGAAGGGAAGUGGGCGUAUCGUGAAUAUCGCGAGUAUCUCGGCUCGUGGACCGCCUCCUAAUCAGACUAUCUACGCUGGUACGAAAGGGAUGGUCGAUUCUUUUACAAAGUGCUGGGCCAAGGAACUUCCUCCUAAAUACGGAUGCACCGUCAACUCCGUUAGCCCCGGUCCAACCAUGACCGAAGGCUUUGCUGCCGCCGGUGAGGAACAGAUGAAGAUUCUCCAGCCGAUUAUUGACCAAACACCCGUUGGUCCGCGAAUGGGCCGGCCCGAUGAGAUUGCAUUUGCAGUUGCGUUCCUUUGUGAAGAGCGAGCGCGGUGGAUCAAUGGGGAGCAUUUGAUUGCAUCGGGUGGAUUGUUUAUUGAUUAG
Messenger RNA from Penicillium daleae, 765 nucleotides. RefSeq names its product SDR family NAD(P)-dependent oxidoreductase. The transcript is spliced from 2 exons. The coding region runs from base 1 to 765 and encodes 254 amino acids. Lineage: Eukaryota; Fungi; Ascomycota; Eurotiomycetes; Eurotiales; Aspergillaceae. The record is from RefSeq and is a predicted model, not a curated record.